This is a messenger RNA of Cicer arietinum (chickpea), 1134 nucleotides long. RefSeq lists its product as uncharacterized. Gene Ontology annotation, biological process: cytokinin-activated signaling pathway; gibberellic acid mediated signaling pathway; trichome morphogenesis. The record is from RefSeq and is a predicted model, not a curated record. Gene Ontology annotation, molecular function: transcription cis-regulatory region binding; DNA-binding transcription factor activity. NCBI's taxonomy places the organism in Eukaryota, Viridiplantae, Streptophyta, Magnoliopsida, Fabales, Fabaceae. Gene Ontology annotation, cellular component: nucleus.
GCAUAACAACUAAUCACUACAAUUCUACAUCAAAAAAUAUUUCUUUCUUAUAUCAAAGAGAAAAAUGGAAAAGGAAAUGUGUGACAUUUCUCAUACAUGGGAUGGUGAAAAUGGAAAUUCAGUUGAAAAGAGGCUUAGGCUAUUUGGCUUUGAGCUAAAUCCAACAAAAAAUAAUGAAGGGCUUGUGAAAGAGUCUAAUAAUGAAGGAGAUGAAAGUGUGAAUUCAUCUAACUCAAUUUCAUCCGGAGGAGAGAAAAUUGUUGAAGAGAAAACCUCAACUAGAGGCCAAGAUGAGAGAAAAUUUGAGUGUCAAUAUUGUUUCAAAGAAUUUGCAAACUCACAAGCAUUAGGAGGUCAUCAAAAUGCACACAAGAAAGAAAGAAUGAAGAAAAAAAGAUUGCAACUUCAAGCUAGAAAAGCUAGUAUAAACUAUUACCUACAACCUUUUCAAACCAAUAACCAUCAUGGUAGUUUUGCUAAUUACCAUGGAAAUGAUACUCAUAAUUGGUUUUAUGACCCUUCUUCUUAUAAUAACUCUGAAUUCUCCUUGUGUGAAGAAUCUCAAAUUAGUUUCAAGUCAAAUGUUCAUGACACUACCAACUCUUUUGUUGAUCAAAAAUCUAGUUGGUAUUCUUUGCCUUCACAUAAUCCUCCUUCUCAACAAGAUAAUUGCAUGUUUACUUUCUCCAAUAAAGAUGAUAGGCCUUUCAUCUUUAAGCCUUCUUCAAACCAAAUUCAUACUAAAGGUUUAGAUCUUCAACUAGGCCUCAAUUUGAAGUCAAGUACAAAAAGGACAUAAUUUUGCAUAGGACAUAUCGUAAAAGUUUCAUUUUUUCCUUGAAUUGUUUGAAUGUCUCAAUUCUCAAUCAUCAAGGAAAGGGAUAUGAAAAGGAAAAAAAAUAUCACUAUUCGUUAGAAUUGGUUUGUCUUGACCCAGCCGUUACAGAGCCAAUUACUAAAGUAUGACUAAUAAUUGUUUACACAAUUUAUACGAUUCUUACAGUGUAUUUAUUUUAUAUGAUAUAUAGCAAUUGGCAAUUACAUUCAAUGUUUUACAUACAAAGCACAUAUACAAUUCUUAUAGUGUAUUAAUUUAUUUUAUUUCAAAUUAACAAUGUUUUGUAUCGGAUAAAA